AUGAACGUCUGGUCAGGGUCUAUUACCCUGGAUCCAGACCAGCUGUUGGAAGGGAUCCGCUUGGUUGAUUCGACGUCACACUGGCAAUGCGAUGUAUCCAAAGACAGCAAACUUGAGCUUCGAAGCUUUGUGAACCCAGCUCUCAUCCCUCUCCACGCGCGCGCUGGCCCCAAUCUUGAAGUACACACUCUCAACCCGACGACGUCACAAUGGCUCCAACGAAAAUUGACCGGCGCAAUCUGGGUGAACGAGGAUGAGCUGGAUCUCCACCAAUCCUUACAGUGCCCCGUUGGCCUGUUGGUCAGUGUCAAUGGCAGUACGAUCAAGAAGAGCGGACCCGCUACUUCUGAAUUCUUGAUAUAUGGCGUACUAUCCAGUUCAACCUCUUGCGCGAGACCUCCCACUCCUCCACACUCGUCUCCAUCCGACACCAACACCAACACCAAUACCUCCACAACGAAGCCAUAUGAGCUGCGAGUAUAUGCAGCCCCCCCUCUCAAAAACCCAGCUCACACAAGCCCGAGCCUUCCCUUCCCCGCCACAAAGUUCCAACGGCGAACAUGGCUCUACCCCAGCCGACAACACUCUUCGAAAGCGCGGCUCUCCACCACCGGCGCGUCCGCCAAAAGAGGCGGCGAAGCCGUCUCCCAAAUGAUGGCACCAAUCCGGCCCUCAUCAUCCUCGCAAAACAUUUCCUCACUGCGUAUCAAACGCGAGCCCGACGACGACCAACCCGGACUCCCAACUCUCGACCGCAUCGCCGCUGCCCGCAGAUCCCGCUCCGUAUCCAUCGGAGCAAACCUGCACCGCCAGACAAGUCUCCGCGGAUCCCGCGGUCCUGGCACAAGCGUGCACGCCGAUCCGCAAAAGCGCGCACAAACGCCAAACCCAUUCCUAGAAAACGGUUCUCGUCGUGGCUCACAAACGAUCCAGCCACCGUCCGCCUUGUCAUCAUUCGCGGAAGAGCAAGAUAAACCACUCGCAACGGCCCCUUCAUCUCCACCCAAAAACCCGGAAACAAUUAUCGCCGAUAAUAAGAGUCUCAUCAUACGCACGAUUUUGACGUGUAUGCGGCUUUAUGGCUUCCACCGCGCUAAUGCAAAGUCCUCCACUAAAUCUGCAGGCGGAGCAGGAGCAGGAGGGUCGGACCCUGAUCCGUCUCUAGAGACGUCCAAUGCAACGCCUGCGCCGGAAAUUCUGCGUGCGGAGACGCCGGCUCCCGGUGUCUCGGCGGAUGAUGAUGAGUUUAAAUCGAUGUAUCACGCGACGUAUAAAGCGGCCGCCUUUGCGUUGCGCAGAUAUCUCAAAGACCCGGUUAUCGGGUCCGGCUCUGCGCCUUUGCUUUUGGAGAAGGGUAAGGCGAUGACUUGCAUUGAUGAGCUUCUGCGACUUUUCUGCGAGGACCAUUGA
Molecule: messenger RNA, 1410 nt
Organism: Penicillium manginii
Lineage: Eukaryota; Fungi; Ascomycota; Eurotiomycetes; Eurotiales; Aspergillaceae
Exons: 3
Coding region: 1-1410 (469 amino acids)
Source: RefSeq, a predicted model, not a curated record